Camellia sinensis is the source of this 1629-nucleotide messenger RNA. RefSeq lists its product as uncharacterized. The record is from RefSeq and is a predicted model, not a curated record. NCBI's taxonomy places the organism in Eukaryota, Viridiplantae, Streptophyta, Magnoliopsida, Ericales, Theaceae.
AUGGUGAACAAAAAAAUUGAUUCUUUCUUUAAGAAAAGCGGCUCUCAAGAUAUAGAAGUUAAUGCAACUACAAAACCUUCCACUAAUAAUGUUGAAGCUUCAAUUCCUGAACAACGUCCUUGUAAAGUGCCUAGAAUAGAAUCCAAAGAAGUUUAUACAUCUUCUUUGGUAAGGGAUCCAGGACUACGACCACAAAUUUGGGAUUAUUUGAUAUCUCAAUGUGAUGAGAUUCAACGAGCUUACACCAAAUUUGGAUCAUACCAACCUAACAACCAUCCUUUUGAAGAGAAGAAUGGGCAUCGUUUUCUAGCUUCUUGGAACAAGUUAUUUCCAGAUUGGCUAGAAUAUUCUCCAACCAAACAUUGUGCUUUUUGUCUUCCUUGCUAUCUUUUUACAAAACCGAAUGGACGCACUACUUCUAGCGCUUUCAUUUCUGAUGAAUUUUCUUCAUGGAAGAAAGUCAAUAGUGAGAAGAAUUGUGCUUUCUUAACUCAUAUGGGAAAGGGUCCUAAUUCAUCGCACAAAAUUGCUGUUAAAUCUUGCCAUGAUUUAACAAAUCAAGCGCAACACAUUGAGAAGAUAGUUGAGAAACAAACUUCUCAACAAGUUGCAAAAAACCGUUUGCGGUUGAAGACUACAAUAUAUGUUGUCAAAUGGCUUACAUUUCAAGCUUGUGCAUUUAGAGGUCGUGAUGAAGGUCAUGAUUCUAAUAAUCGUGGGAAUGUUAUUGAAUUGAUAAAUAUCUUGGCAUCUUAUAAUGCGGAUGUGGCAGAUGUUGUGUUACACAAAGCUCCUCAAAAUGCUUUAUACUACUCGCAUAAAAUUCAAAAAGAGAUUCUUAGUAUUUUCUUUGACAAAAUACAAAGAUUCAUUCGUGAGGAGAUUGAUGAAGCAAAAUUUUACGUUAUAGUGGAUGAAGCUCGAGAUGAAUCAAAGAGGGAGCAAAUGGCCAUUGUUCUAAGAUUUGUUGAUAAAGAUGGUUUUAUAAAGGAGCAUUUUUUUGACAUAGUUCAUGUAUCGGAUACAACAUCAGCAACUCUGAAAGAAGAAAUAUGUAUUGUCCUAUCUCGUCAUAAUCUCAGUGUACAAAAUAUUCGUGGUCAAGGGUAUGAUGGUGCUAGUAAUAUGCGUGGUGAGUGGACUGGGUUGCAGGCCUUGUUUCUUCAUGACUGUCAUUUUGCGUAUUAUGUUCAUUGCUUUGCUCAUCGACUCCAAUUAGCAUUGGUAGCGACAACAAGAGAGGUUAUACCCGUUGCUCAAUUUUUUUCUUAUCUAGCUUUCAUAGUUAAUCUAUGUGGCUCUUCUUGUAAAAGGCAUGACCAGUUGAAAGUUGCUCAAGCUAAAGAAAUUGCAGCAAAACUUGCCAUUGAUGAAGUCGAAACUGGUAAAGGCAAAAAUCAAGUUGGGACAUUGAAACGGGCUGGAGAUACUCGAUGGGGUUCUCAUUUGGGAUCUAUUUCCUGUUUGAUAAAUAUGUUUGGUGCAACUUGUUCAGUCUUAAGUAAUGUCAUCAAUGAUGGAGCCACCUCUACUCAACAUGCAGAUGCAGAUGGAGUUUAUGAUAAGAUUACAUCUUUUGAGUCUGUGUGUUAUCUUACAUCUUAUGAGAGAUAUUAUGGGGAUUACUAA